Messenger RNA from Aethalodelphis obliquidens (Pacific white-sided dolphin), 623 nucleotides. RefSeq names its product NADH dehydrogenase [ubiquinone] 1 beta subcomplex subunit 11, mitochondrial. The record is from RefSeq and is a predicted model, not a curated record. NCBI's taxonomy places the organism in Eukaryota, Metazoa, Chordata, Mammalia, Artiodactyla, Delphinidae. Gene Ontology annotation, cellular component: respiratory chain complex I. The transcript has a single exon. Bases 60 to 524 code for a protein of 154 amino acids.
CUGCAGCUGCGCAGUCACAUUUCCGUCCCCGCCCCCGAUAAACUGCAGAACGAUCUGUCAUGGUGGCCGGGAUGUUAGGUUUGUGCGGCCGCCGCCUUUUGGCGGUGGCGGCGAGGCGAAGGCUCCCGGCUGCCCGUGUUCGCUGGGAAUCCAGCUCCUCCAGGGCUGUGAUCGCCCCGUCCGCUGUGGCGGGAAAGCGGCCGCCGGAACCGACUUUACGCUGGCAGGAGGACCCAGAUCCCGAGGACGAAAACCUCUACGAGAAGAACCCAGACUCCCACGGUUAUGACAGGGACCCUGCUGUGGACCUCUGGAACAUGCGGGUCGUCUUCUUCUUUGGCUUCUCCAUCAUCUUGGUCCUUGGCAGCACCUUUGUGGCUUAUCUGCCUGACUACAGGAUGCAGGAGUGGGCCCGCCGGGAAGCUGAGAGGCUUGUAAAAUACCGAGAGGCCAAUGGCCUCCCCAUCAUGGACUCCAACUGCUUCGACCCCAGCAAGAUCCAGCUGCCAGAGGAUGAGGACUGACCGGUUACUGAAAGGGGCUUAAGAAGCACCACCUUCUCCACCCCUUGUCUGCCAUUCUGCCCUCUCUUCAGAGCACCUAAUUAAAGGGACUGAAACUGU